Molecule: messenger RNA, 1484 nt
Organism: Magallana angulata
Lineage: Eukaryota; Metazoa; Mollusca; Bivalvia; Ostreida; Ostreidae
Exons: 4
Coding region: 223-978 (251 amino acids)
Source: RefSeq, a predicted model, not a curated record
AGUUGCCCUCUUCCCCCUCUAUUGGAUUGGUGAUCUUUGUUUGCAGUGAGUAGCUGUGACGAGAAGUCCUAGCUAGCCCACGGAGCGCGGUAUAAUACAUCACAAUUAGAAGCUGUGUCAAGAAAAUCGCUUUGGUAUUGACAGGAUAGUGUGUAUAUAUAUAUAGGCUCAACAGGUGUUGAAGGAAACUGGUACAGUUUGUUCCUGUUAUCUUAAGCCAAAAUGCAAAAUCAUCAAUCACAGUUUUUAUUCAACAUGGAGACUAUAUUCAUCUUCCUUUUGGCCGCUACUAUAGAUUGUGUAUCACCAUUUGGAUUUCAUCACGUAGGAAUUGUUUCGCCAAAACAAAGCGAAUCGAAGUUGUAUAAUUCUUUAUUUGAAAAUUACAAAACAGAAACAAACGAUAUACCGAUUUGGAAAAAGUUCCAUUUUUGGAAGAAAAAGAGGGAUUUUUGGACUGAUGAUGCGAUCGAUCCUAGCUCUAGGUUUCUUUCACCAGAAAAUCAAGAUAACUUCCCACCAAAGACAGAAAACAUAUUCAGUGAGCUGAAGCCCUAUGAGUCGUUCCAAUUUGUUGAUACUCAAAGCGAACCAAGCGAAGAUUUUGACCCAGAAGAAAUGGAACUAAAUGACAUGUUACAAGAUUCUGAUCCAUCUGAUUUUGGAAGCUUUGGACCAAACGUAGUUCCAUCAGAUGAUUCUGGACUUAGUGGUGGUUUUGGAGUAUUACAGAGCAAUGUAAAGAAUACUGAACACUCACACCAAACGGAGGGUUUUAUAAACAGCGGGUCUGGAACAUGUGUCAAAAAUAUUUCACUACAAGGAACCACGAGUUGUGUGUCCGACGCAGACUGCAAAGAUUGCAAUGGAUUUGUAUUUCAUUGUGCCAGUAACUUCUGCAAAGUUGGUCCUGCUCCAAGUUGUGGGACAGAAUGUGAUAUCACCGAUGGUUUUCCUGCUUGGCUUCUUAAGCGAUGAAGAUCAUUGGAUGAACCGAAGACUGGUUAUCUUUUGUUGUGUUUGGAUAAAACAUUUCGCAGUCUCUAAAUGACAUUUAACUAUUUCAAUUUGUUUACAUGAAUAAGGAUAUAAAUAUUUUGCAUUUAUCAUAAUUAUUAUUUAUAAACGAUAGCAGAAAGACAUAUUUCGCGUAAUUCUUAGACAUUACAUUCAAUAUUAGAAUUGCAAUAUCAUGUUAAUUUGACCCGCUGAAUUUUGAACUUUGUACCAACAACCAGCAUUCUUGUCCUUCUAUAUAAGAAUGAUGAAUGUUAUUUUAAAAGAUUUACAUAGGUAUUUCAAAAAAAGGUUUCUUAAGAUACAUGUUAUAUUGCUUAAUCACUUUUGUUGAUCUAAUAUUGUACAUUUUAAAGCCUGACACUUUAGGUCAUUUUAAGGUACGUGUUAUUAAUUUGAUAUGUUAAUGUAUUUGCUCCAAUUUCAAUACUUUUUGCACAUAAGUUUCAUUAUCCACUAUUUUACAU